Ectocarpus sp. CCAP 1310/34 is the source of this 1003-nucleotide messenger RNA. NCBI's taxonomy places the organism in Eukaryota, Phaeophyceae, Ectocarpales, Ectocarpaceae. The record is from the annotation of a GenBank genome assembly.
CGGCCAGUUCGUAGGGGCCACGGAACCCCAGCCGGACGUCGGGGACAUGAACAAACCCAAAGCUACUUUGCUGGCAGAGGGGUACUCCGAGGCGCAGAUCCACCGCAGCCUCCAAGCUUUCCACUUUCUGUCCUCGGCCCUGGUGAGGGAGCCAGACAAGGCCGUCUUCGGGAGAUGUGUGACGCCGAAGCAGGCGUUGGAUGAACUCGACAAGGUGCACAACCCGGAAUCGCAGGUAGCAACACAGGAGUUGCUCAGCAAGUUUCAGAACUUCGCAAUGCCGGCCGACAAAACCCGACUGAAUCGCUUAUCGCCAUGGACCAACUCGCAAGUCGUCUGAACGAGAGAGGGGUCAGGGGCGAGGCUUCUUACGUGCUGUCGCUCUUCCUUUCGGCCCUACCGGCCGAGUACGACCAUGCCAAACUGACUCUGCAGUCCGCACCGACUCUGGACCGGGGAGAGGUCAUCAGAGUGGUGGGCUCCCAGCACUCCAGCAUCAAGCAGGGGAAGAGCCAUCGGAACAGCAACCGCAACAAUCACAAGGCGUCUGAGCAGGGAUUACUCGUGAGCGCCGACAAUGGCAGCGGCGGAAAAGCUGGUCGCAACCGCGGCCGCGGGGGACGCGGCGGUGGCGGAAACGGCGAAAAUGGCGGCAGCGGCAACGGCAACGGCAACGGCGGUGGAGACGGCAGCAGCUACGGCGGCCGUCGUAGGGGCCGGUGCUACCGGUGCAAGAGGCGAGGGCACCAGUCGUUCUCGUGCACUACCCCCAUCGCCGACUUCAUGACCCAGUGCGAGAACUGCGACGGGUAUGGACACGAUAAGAGCAAGUGCCCGUCGGCGAAGGACGAGGAGGAGGCGAAGGGCGAGACGGCGGUCAUGGCGGUUGCGGUGGCGAGCGAUGACGAGGAGCUGGAUGUGGCACGUGAGGCCUUGUAAGAAGAGGCGGGGGAAAGACACAAUAUCCGCGCUGGUCACUACGCGCGCACCAUCCACACACAGC